This is a messenger RNA of Anarrhichthys ocellatus (wolf-eel), 2583 nucleotides long. RefSeq names its product FERM domain-containing protein 7. The transcript is spliced from 12 exons. The coding region runs from base 4 to 2310 and encodes 768 amino acids. Gene Ontology annotation, molecular function: cytoskeletal protein binding; guanyl-nucleotide exchange factor activity. Gene Ontology annotation, cellular component: cytoskeleton. Lineage: Eukaryota; Metazoa; Chordata; Actinopteri; Perciformes; Anarhichadidae. The record is from RefSeq and is a predicted model, not a curated record.
GAGAUGGGGGACCGUCCCCGGCGGACCGGGAGACUCGGCAGCCUCACGCCCAGGUCCCGGGUCUCCAAGGAGACGAAGCUCCGGCUGCGCGUGGUGUUCCUGGAUGACAGCGAGCGCACGUUCGAGGUGGAACAAAAGGUUUUAGGAGGCGACUUCUUCAACAAAGUGUGUGGUCAUCUGAAGCUGCUGGAGAAAGAGUACUUCGGGCUGGAGUUCAGACACCACGGCGGCAACUACGUGUGGUUGGAGCUGCUAAAGCCGCUGGCCAAACAGAUUAAAUACACCAGCGAUCUGUUCUUCAGGUUUAUAGUGAAGUUCUUUCCACCAGAUCCUGGACAGCUGAAGAGAAGCCUCACCAGGUAUCUUUUUGCCUUACAGAUGAAGCAGGACUUGUGUCACGGCAGUCUGACCUGCAAUGACAACAGCGCCGCCCUGCUGGUCUCUCACAUACUGCAGUCAGAGCUAGGCGACUAUGACGAGGAGCUGGACAGUCACCAUUUAGAGAUGAAGCAGUACGUCCCAAACCAGGAAUAUCUAGACCACAAGAUCACCAAGUUUCACAGGAAACACAGAGGUUCGUCUCCAGGAGACUCGGACAUCCAGCUGCUGGAGGUGGCGAGGAAGCUGGACAUGUACGGCAUCCGGCCUCACCCCGCUCACGACGGGGAGGGAAUGAGGAUCAACUUGGCGGUCACACACUCUGGAGUCCUGGUCUUUCAGGGAAACACCAAAAUCAACACGUUCAGUUGGGCGAAGAUCCGCAAGCUGAGCUUCAAGCGCAAACAUUUCCUCAUCAAACUACACGACAAAGUCGGGCCGUCGUGUAAGGACACGCUGGAGUUGUCCAUGGCCAGCCGAGAUGUGUGCAAGUCCUUCUGGAAGACGUGUGUGGAGUACCACGCCUUCUUCAGGCUGUCCGAGGAACCCAAGACAAUGCACAAAACACUGCUGUCCUGUAAAGGCUCCAGCUUCAGAUACAGUGGACGGACGCAGAAACAGCUGCUGGAGUGUAUGGGGUCAGGGAAGAAGCCUGCGCACUUUGAGAGGACUUACUGUCAGUCAGACUUCGAUCCCAGACAGUGUCGCUCUUCUCCCGAUCUCCUCACGGAUGUUUCCAAACAAAUGUACGAGCACUCCCACCUGUUCAUCCAGUCGGGUCACGCCUUGGCGGUCUGCAGUCAGGAUGAGUCGGACCCACACCACCGAGGCGUGGAUGUCGACAUCAGAGGAGGAGGGGCUAAACGCAGCCAAUCAUCCGUCGAGGUCACCCAGAGGUCCCGCCCUCUCACCCAAGUCACCCCCCUCUCUCCGUCUCUUCACACGUCAACCCCCUCGCCCAAGACGAGAUCUGCCUCCACGUCCCUGAUGGAGGACCUGAGGGGGGGACGGAUCGGGGUGCAGCGCCAAGCCCAAAGGCUAGCCGGCGUCUACGGUAACCGCUCGCGCCGUCGGCCCAACCCCCAGCCACACCCGGACGCCGCUCAGCAGCUGGUGCUCCUCUACCCGAACAGUCCAGCCUACCAGUAUCACCCCAUCCUCCCAACGUUCCCACUGGCCGGUUCCUCGCCUCUCAACCGGCACCCUUACUUAUCGGACUACGUUGCCGUUUCUUCCCUGGAACGCUUCCCGCAUCCGAGGAGGCGGGAUUUCGUGACGAUGGACGGCCCGUCGCGGCCGCCUUUUUAUCCACGGAGCUACGGCUCGCCGUCGCUCUCGCCAAUCAGGAGGAACCUGCACCCCUCCGGGUCCGGCGGGUUGGGGUUGGCUCGGGUUUACCAUCCGGGUAGUAACGGGGCGAGGCUCCUGGCCGUUGGGCGCACAGAGGCGGGUCAUUACAGCGACGACUCCAACUUCCUCCCCGGGCUGCCUCGCCGCGUGGUUAGCCGACCCGACGUCAAGUUUCACCUGUCGAGGAGUUCUAACCCCGCCUUCAACCCCGCCUCUGAGUUCCGUCCCCUUGGUUACUACCCUCACCUGACACGCCCCUCCAGACCCACCUACCUCCCGCUGAACUCCUCCCCUCUGCCCGAUCGACCCGCCUCGUUUUGCGUGAUCGGAGGAACCUCGGGAAGCUACAGCGACUCUGACCCGGAGGUUUUCUACCCGUACUACUGCCCACCACCACACCCGCUCGGUAAAGUGGCGCGGUCCGCCGGACUCGCCAGGAUGAGGUACUCCUCCGGGAGCCUCCAACUGGACGAGGAGGAAGAGGAGGAGGAGGAGUAUAGAGCAGCUAGAGCAAAAACAGAGUUGAAGGGUGAAGAAGAUAAGAAAGAGAAGACUGCAAAGAUCACUGAAGUCACUCUGUAGAUAAAGACGAAAACAAAAAGGUUCAUGAUGUGAUCACACUCAACACUGGCAGGAUGGUUUAAAAAGUAAAAAUAAAGAGCCUAGAAUAAACAAAGACAUUGGUUAUAAUGUGUGUAACAGAAGUGUGUUGUUUUUUAGGUGUACUGGCAGAUGAAAUGUACUGUUUUUGCCUUGUUUUACUGAAAACCUCUUUCAGUAGCAUCAUUACGGGUACAAGCUAGCAAAUGUUUUAGGAUUUUUAAAACCUCUAAAAUUCGAUUAAUGUACCUCUCC